GUUCAUUACAUCUCUCUUAUUUUUUGAUCCACUAGUCCAUUCCUUCAACCGUUCCAAAGCUUAGUAGCUCCACAUCAAUCUAUCCAUGUCACGUAAGGGGUCUUCUAACUCAAAGUUUGGUCAUCUUUUUGGUGACACUGUUGAAAGCUCUUCUACAUCUGGUAGCCACAGUCGCCUUUCGAAUUCAGGUGAUCUCUACCGUGAUCCACUUGCUGCUCUAUUACCACCUGUCACUGCUACCACCACCACUACCCGCAGCGGAACCGCCAAGGCAACGCUCUCACCCCCUCAUACCUCUACUACGACAAUCGCAACAUCUACUUCAUCCUCAGUGCGUAGUUCUCCUCCUAGCUCAGGUAACAACUCCCGCAGUUCUUCGCGUCUUCAGCAACAUGCACUCUUCUCAUCUCUAACAGGUGGUGACUCCUCCGGAAGUGGACCGCCUUCCAUGUUUGACUCGGUGACGGUCCCAGCCUCGUCCACAUUAUCGGUUGCAAAACGGGAUUUACUGUUUGGUGGAGGCAGUUCUACAGGCAGUUCUUCAUCCUCCAGGAGGACAUCCACACCCCCAUUACCUAAAAGUAAUCUCAUAGGAUCUAUACGCCAGUCAACCCCUCCUCUUGGCAGUGUGCGUACGACGGUAACGGUAACAACUCUCGAUGCUGAAGCAUCUCCCUUAGGAUCACUUCUGAAUGGUAGUGGGGAUGAUGUCAAAAGGGAGGCGGAGGAUGAUGUAUUAUCGAUCAAGUCUCCUUUAUCAGCCAUUGCUACAUCCAAUUCCUUAACACGUACUAAUAGCCAGGCUAGCACUAAAAGCCAUGAAAGUAUCAAGAGUAGCCGUAGUAUUCAGAGUCAGGAGCUAUUGGAGGACUCAAAACUAACUACUACAAAGGUUGCAAAUACAAAGCCAAGUACUUUAUCAGGAUCAGGUGCGUCCGCAAUACGUUCCAUUCAAGCCAAGAAGACAAACCUGGAUCAACAGCAGCAACCACAACCAGCUUCUGUCGACUCAAUCCUCAAUCUUCUUACACAGCCUUCGGGUUCUGCGCCUUCGCCGGCGACGUCACAGUCGAUUGAAACUUUCCAAUCCAUCUCACGGGCAACAUCACCGGCGGCAAGUAGCAGCGCUAUAACGACUAUCCUACCCCCACCCCUUAGCAAAAGUGGGUUCGAGCGUGAGAACGAUAGCAAUUCAUCCUCGCCUCUUUCUAAAUCUGGAGUUCUAGUGAAUGUAGCAAUUAAAGACGAUGCAGCUGAGGCGUUCUCGAAGGAUCUUUUUUUCACAUCAGGACCAUCUUCUUCUCUCCUUAACGCAACUACAAACAUCCAGUCCUCAAGCUUCUUAGAUACUGGAUUCAGCAGCUUGAGGGCUGUAUCUUCGAGCUCAUCACCAACAGGGGCUGCUAUAGCGGCGGAUGCUACGUCAAGUCCUGGUGCAGGCACUAUGCACCAACCCAAGUCGCUAUCUGGAUUCUCUUUGGGCGAGGAUGUGUCAGAUGGCCCCAAUCCAUGGAUGAACUCGCUUCUGGACUCACCAGAGCAUGCGAGACCCGUGGGCAAUGCAAAUGCAGGAAUUAAUUAUACUCAAUCGGAUGCCAUGAUCAGUGGCACUAAUAGCUUCUUACCCGAGACCGCAUUUGUGCUCACUGCUAAAAAUACUCUUGUGACGGCAACAGCAACACCAUGUAUUCCUUCUUUGGAGGAAGACAUUGGUGGGUUUGAUGAGUUUGCAUCUUUACAACUCGGCAGUAGUGCAACAGCAAACGCAACGUCGCUCAGUACUAAUUCACAUUUGAAAACGACAGCGCUUCCUCCUUUAAUAAAAUCUACGACGAUGUCUACAAGCACUGUAACAAGUAAUUGGAACAUUUUGGAUGCUGUAGAAGCUGCAUCACUGGACCCCGACUUUUUGGGAGCAGCCUCAUUACUGAAUCAGAGUAACGCAAAGGUUAUGGAGAUCAUGCAAAUGCCUAAAGAAUCACUUGAAAAGGAUAUUUCAGCACAAGAGGUCUUUGACAAUCCUUGGGAAUAAUAACAGACAGCAUAAACUCUUAAUAAAUAUGUUACUAAGUAC
Lobosporangium transversale is the source of this 2074-nucleotide messenger RNA. RefSeq lists its product as hypothetical. Bases 86 to 2032 code for a protein of 648 amino acids. NCBI's taxonomy places the organism in Eukaryota, Fungi, Mortierellomycota, Mortierellomycetes, Mortierellales, Mortierellaceae. The record is from RefSeq and is a predicted model, not a curated record. The transcript is spliced from 2 exons.